AAAAUAUUUUACAAUAAUUAAUAUAAUUCUUUUGUAAAAAUUAAAGCACAACGAAUCAACCGGUUUCAUUACCCAAGGCUAUCAUUAUACGAAUCUCAUCACAAUCUCAUUAGUCGAUAUUUCGUAAUUACAAGAGGCCUAAAAAUGUGAACGAGCAGCAACAAAAACUUGGAUAAAAUUUUCGCUCACGAAAUAAAUUGAUUGUUAACCGACAGUCAACAGUGCGUUCCUGUUGACUACGCUUCGUUCGUUGUCAUAUUCAACUUGGCAACGAACAGCAUAUAUAGAAGUUUCUAAAGAUGUCUACUAUGCUUCCACUGUCGACAAGUGCGUCUGGUACUCAUUUGCGUCCACAAUCAUUAAUCGGACCGGAACGCGAACCUGUACAUUUUACCGUCAAUUUAGUCGGCGCACCACCAGAAGUCGAGCAGCUUGUGGAACAGAUCAAAACUGUAGCAGAACAAUUUCUCUAUCAUUGGAAAACUUUUCCAAUUGUGCUUCCACAGCCAUUGUCAGCCACAACGCUCGCCUUAACUGCUAGCAAUGCAACGAAUAGCGUUAGCAGCCGCAAGACGCGUCCCAUAAAUUUGCGCGACCUAUUUAUAGCGCCACCCUUUGAUGAGCUCGAUGCUGUUGCAUCCGAUGGUAAUGGCGAACCACGUCGUUUAACCAACUCACAGCUAAAAUCGUUGCGUGAGAAUGGCUUGCAAAAGGAUAAAUAUGGAAAACCGAAGAAAUUAACUUUGGAACAAUUGGAAACAAUACGUAAAAAUGGGUAA
Molecule: messenger RNA, 779 nt
Organism: Teleopsis dalmanni
Lineage: Eukaryota; Metazoa; Arthropoda; Insecta; Diptera; Diopsidae
Exons: 4
Coding region: 300-779 (159 amino acids)
Source: RefSeq, a predicted model, not a curated record